Danaus plexippus (monarch butterfly) is the source of this 1246-nucleotide messenger RNA. RefSeq lists its product as uncharacterized. NCBI's taxonomy places the organism in Eukaryota, Metazoa, Arthropoda, Insecta, Lepidoptera, Nymphalidae. The transcript is spliced from 6 exons. The record is from RefSeq and is a predicted model, not a curated record. The coding region runs from base 200 to 1135 and encodes 311 amino acids.
UAUUAAGUUUAUUAUCAUUACGGCUGUAUACAAUUUCGUAUUUUUAAACUAUCAAUUGUUGCUGUUAAAAAUAUAUAUCUUUAGAAUGCCAUGAAAUGUUGGUUACUAUGGCAACGCGUUGACAAGCGUCGUUGAUUUCAUAAUAAUACAAAUUACAAAUCAUGUGAAAAAACGGGUUAUUAGAAUCAAAGAAUUAGCUAUGGCGUUACCGAAUCUGGACGUUAGAAGUGUAUUAAAUGUUGUGGAAGAAAAUUUUCAACGAGUUGGCUUAAAAGCUUAUGCUAUUCGCAUGAUAUACAUCGGUGAGCAUGCACUAUCAAAGGAUGAAAUGAUAAAACAUUUUCAAGCAACAAUUAACGAUGUAAAUUCCACUUAUUGUGAAAUAAACGUGAAUGGCUUGCUUUUGGUAUACGACAGUUACUUUGUACAUAUUGUCGAGGGAUCAGAAGACACACUUCACAGACACUUUAGAUUUUUGUUCGACCGUGAAGUUAAAUGGAUAGAACAGAAGAGAAGGGAAGAAGAAGCGGCAGCCUUGGCUUUAGAGGAAGAGGAAGGUCUCACUGUUAUUUUAGACGAAGAAACUGAACCAUAUAGUGAAAUUAAAAUGUUCAAAUGCUUAAAACUAUUGAUAGUUUACAAUUCGUUGCAAACUCUUACAUUCGAUGAUUGGCGAGCUCUUACAGCACGGCCGCCAGCUCUUAUCAGUAAAUUGGAUGUCAACGGACCCAUGUCAGAACACAUGGAACAGUUGCGUAUCUGUCUUGACAAGAUCCGAAGAAUAAUAGCACUUGCUAAGGCAGACGAAAAUUUGCGCUUUGAAGGUUUGAAAGCCGUUGAUCCCAGGAUGGAGGCGCUUCCAGAGGUUGCUUUGCUUGAUUACCUUUUGCAUUCGCAAUACAUUUUGGACUUGCGACAAGUUGUUCAUUUGCAUCGUCGUGUUGAUGAUUAUGUCUUCUAUUUUGAAAACGUGUGGCCUCUACCAAAUCACUUCACACCGAAAUUGCUUUACAAGUUGAAAAUCGACGACUCGUUUGUUGAGCCCUUGCCCGUGAUGCCUUGGGAACUUGUCAAAAAGGAGGUCGUUGAAGAUGAGGAAAGAGAAGAACGUGAAAGUAGUUCAUCGAGUGAUUAGAUAUAGACAUUAAUUGUUACCGAAAUAUUGUAAUUAGUGAUUAAUAUUGUACAUAGGCUUACCUACCUUAUAUUAGAAUUUAAAAAUAUAAUACUACAUACGUCCAGUUCA